This is a messenger RNA of Beta vulgaris subsp. vulgaris (sugar beet), 1860 nucleotides long. Its product is annotated as cytochrome c oxidase assembly protein COX15. Gene Ontology annotation, cellular component: mitochondrial inner membrane. Gene Ontology annotation, molecular function: oxidoreductase activity, acting on NAD(P)H, heme protein as acceptor. The transcript is spliced from 7 exons. The coding region runs from base 180 to 1556 and encodes 458 amino acids. The record is from RefSeq and is a predicted model, not a curated record. Gene Ontology annotation, biological process: heme A biosynthetic process. Lineage: Eukaryota; Viridiplantae; Streptophyta; Magnoliopsida; Caryophyllales; Amaranthaceae.
UGAGGAGGACCGGUUACGAGCAAAUGGUGCACAUAAGCGAUAUGUGUAUCCCAACCCCAUAGGCCAAGAACUCAUUCUAAUUUCUAUGUGCGAAGUGAAGUCUAAAACCUCCCUCGUGUUCAUUGUCGAGGCCACUAAACCCUUGAGCCCAGGAGAGAGAAAGUGAAAAACACAGAGAAAUGAACAGAGUUGCAUCACUGCUUCUCAAGAAACACAAAGCUUUGAAUUCCAUCUUUCACACUAAUAUCAAGAAUUCAUUCAAUAAUACCAGUUGCAAAGCUUCUUCCUAUGAAAGCUUCAAACUUUUCUCCUCUAAUGUUGGUUCUAUCACCGCCAGAAAUGCCGCCAUUUCUGGCUUUCGAUGUUUACCCAAGGGAUUCUAUAGACACUCGAUGAGGAGUAUGUGCACAGCGUCUUCAAUUCCUGCGGAGAAAGCAGGAUUGAAACUAUUAGUAACUGCCGGGCCACAUGCAAGGAAGAUGGUUGGGAUAUGGUUAUUUGGCUCGGCAGCAUGGGUGUUUAGCAUGGUGAUCCUUGGUGGAAUUACUCGGCUUACCCGUUCUGGUCUCUCAAUGACUGAUUGGAAAUUUACCGGGAACCUUCCUCCGAUGUCGGAGGAUGAGUGGGCACUUGAGUUUGAGAAAUAUAAGCAAUCCCCUGAGUAUAAGCGUAUAAACAAGGGGAUGAAUCUUGAAGAUUUUAAGUUCAUAUAUUGGAUGGAAUAUGCACAUCGCAUGUGGGGAAGGGCACUUGGUAUCAUGUUUGCUUUGCCAUUUUCAUAUUUCCUACGUAAAGGGUUUAUAACCCCACGCCUUGGUCUAAGGCUUUCGGCUCUCUUUGGGCUUGGGGCUGGGCAGGGGCUAAUUGGCUGGUGGAUGGUUAAAAGUGGUCUUGAGGAACCUGCAUCAGAACAUGCUGAGCCAAGAGUAAGCCCUUACCGGCUCGCAGCUCACCUUACCUCUGCUUUUGUUAUAUAUUGUGGUCUUCUUUGGACUGCUCUCUCUGUAGUGAUGCCUGAACCACCAGCUGAAUCAUUAGCAUGGGUUAAUGGUGCAGCAAAAGUUAAGAGACUUGCCAUUCCUCUAAGUCUUCUUGUUGGUGUCACUGCAGUCUCAGGAGCAUUUGUUGCUGGAAAUGAUGCUGGUCGUGCGUUUAAUACCUUUCCUAAGAUGGGUGACACCUGGAUCCCAGAUGAUGUUUUGAGUAUGAAGCCAAUUAUGCGAAAUUUCUUCGAAAAUACAUCUACAGUGCAGCUGGAUCAUCGUAUUCUAGCCACUGCAACUAUGGCAUCGGUCUGCUGUUUCUGGUGGGCUACAAGGAAGCUGGAUAUCCAUCCUGCUGUGAAAUCUUUGAUUGGGAGUACUCUUGGUCUGACUGGUUUACAGGUUACUCUGGGGAUAUCAACUUUACUGUCGUACGUUCCAGUUUCUCUUGGCACAGCUCAUCAGGCUGGUGCUUUGACUCUUUUGAGCUUUAUGAUUCUACUUACUCAUACUGUUCGCAAACCAUCUCUUUCUCUCUUAAGAACACUGCCGUCAGUAGCAAAAACAACAUGAUCACAUCAUCCGGAAUUUAUUUGCUCUAUGAUUUCUCCGCACUUAGAUGAACUUGCAUUUACAUUCAUUAUUGAGAAUGAUCAAGUUCUCUUCUAAUUUGGAUUUGAUAUAGUUUAGGAACAAACGGCAUGAAACGUUCAAGUUUCAAAUGAUAGUGUUAAUCAUCAAGUUGGAAUUUUUUAAGUUGGAAAUUUGUACAAGUUUAUAUACAAAGAGUAACAUCUAAUCUCUCUGCAAAGAAAGCGUGGUAAGAGCUUGACACUAAGAAGUUUGGAUUCAACAAAAUCUUGUUGAUUUUGCUCUU